Symbiodinium sp. CCMP2592 is the source of this 2502-nucleotide messenger RNA. NCBI's taxonomy places the organism in Eukaryota, Dinophyceae, Suessiales, Symbiodiniaceae. The record is from the annotation of a GenBank genome assembly.
GUUUUGGCCCUGCAGCAACUUCAUGCUUUGGCAUCUGUUGCUGAAGAUCCUGCGGCCCAGCCAGACAGUGGGACCAGCGAGAUUUGGCAGGGACGGCCUUCCAAGACUUCAUGGACAACUUGGUUCCAGAAGGUUUGCUCUGCAGUGGGGCCUGACUUUGACGGCCGGCGUUUGAAGAGCCGGGAAGCUCUCGAGCACUGGAAGAAGUUGAGUGACGCUGAGCAAGCAGCUUGGAAGGACAAGUACCACGGGCACGCGCAGACCUUGGCGCGGCCGGCCGUGCCACCGCCAAAACACGAAGAGCAGGAGCAGGAGGUCAGCACGCCGCAGAAAAAGAAGCAGAAGCUGCAGACCAGUCCACAGUCCACGGAGAAGUGCUCGAAGACCGGUCCGCAGUCAACCGAGAAGCGUUUGGAGCCACAGCUCUUGGAAAGCGCAAAGCCUCGCUUCGACAGUCGCGUGGAAACAGUUGCGCAGUUCAAGAAACGCUGGACUUUCCUGAAGCCUGAGCUGAAAAAAGCAACCUCAGCUGCUUUUCUGCGAAACGCACGCGACCUACACCUCCUCUACUUGGACGUUGUCCACCUACUUGCGCUUGGGAACUGGAACGGCGAGGUUGCCAAAGCAGUAGAAGCACUCCAAGACUGGCGUGUCAACCGGAAAAAGAUCCGACGGAUGCAAACAUUCUGCAAUGAGCUACCAGAGUCUGAGGAUCCAAACAUGUUGCCGCCAGACUUCUGUGUGGGCAGACAUGGCGACGGACUCCUGAACAACCAGCAGAAGUCAGACCUGGUCCGACACGUGACCCUUUGUGCCUUGUCGAACCAGCCACUGAGCGUUGGGGACAUCAAGAAAGCUAUGUUCAAGUUCUACUUGGUCAACCGGAACAUAGUGGAUGCUUCUUCGGCAGCUGUUACACCAUGGGAAGACUACAAGCUUUACGAGCGGUCCAUGGAGCAUGUCUACAGAAGAUGGAAGGAUUGGGUUGCCCAGUCUUACCCCAACGAGUUCCACGUGCGUCGAUGCUGCUUGCACGCACGGCCAGCGGAACAAGCGGCUGCUCUCACUCCGAAGGCCGUGCACGGCUACUUUGACACGUUGGAAAGGGUUCUCGACGAAACCAACCUUCGGAAGGACGGUGUUCUGACCAGCCAGAGCUCUAAGUGCAUUUGGGUCACGGACGAGAAAGGCAUGGAGUCUUUGGACCACGGCAAGGUCAAGGGUCAAAAAGUGCUCGCGCCUCGCUGCGUGGGCUCUGCAACUUGCUCUGUCACGGAAGGCUCCUUCGGUCACAUCAGCGUCUUGCCCUUCUUGAGCCUUGGAGGGCACUGCUCACCGCCCUCUGUUGUGGUCAGUGGCACUGUCUACUCCAAACAGUGGGAAACUGUGUGGCCGGAAGCAGCUAUCAGGGCCACUCCUAAGGGAGCGAUGACUGGCGAACUGUUUGUCCAGUACACAAUUCGCUGGGCCAAUUGGGUGCGGGCUGAGCUGGAGGUUGAAGAAACGCAACCGCUGGUGCUGCUGCUUGACACGGGAGGUGGAUCUCUGAUCCACCUCACACCUGGCUUCACCAUCGCCUGCGAGGCGAAGAACAUUCGUCCGGUGUUUUUCCCACCCUACGCAACGGCCGCGGUGUGUCCAGCAGACCAGGACCCCAAUGCGCAAGCUGAGCUUCGGUGGGAUGCCUUGCGGAAGACACAGCAAGGAAUUUCGCAGUUGCAGGCCCUCGACCUCGCUCACGAAGUCUGGGACUUUGCUUACGGCAACAGCACGCACGUCCGCAACGGCUUCAAAAGGUGCGGUCUCGUGGCGGAGCAACCGAUCGACCGCUCCAAAGUCUUCGUCGAUCGUGGAGCCCAGCUGUUCCGGUCUAUUGUCCCUUUCCAGGAGAUGCAGCCAACGACUGCUGAAGGCAAAGCGAUCCUGAACAGGCCCACCGGUUACAAGCGAGCUGAACAACGCACUCCCUGUGCUUCUUGCGGACGGCGUACGCCUACGUCGUUGCCGAAGUGCGGAUACUGCGGGGUCGCAAACAAGGAGUACUCCGAAGUGGCCGACGCGGUUGCCAGAGGGGUGGCCGCGGUCGAGGCUGGCACAAAAGCCAACCUGGCAAAGUGGAGUGGCGAUCUCCGUCAGGAGAUGCGUCGCCGGAAGGCUGUCGAGCCUACAGGAGAGGAGGCUGCAGCCAAGCAGGCCAAGAGCCCCUCGAAGCUCUUCAUUUGGUGUUUUGAGCUGGUGUCGACAAAGCAGCCAACACUUCGGCUGCCGCUGGUGGUGCUGCAGAUGUGCCAAAGCAUGCUCCCGCAAGCAGUUCGGCCCUUUCAGUUCAACCAGUGCCUGCUGACGCAGCUGCUGGCGCCAAGCCUCCAGAGCAGGAAUCGUCCGAAGAAUACGACCUCGACACGUCCGGUGGCUGUGCAUCUUACAUCUGUGCCCAUUUCGCCGAGAGCAGGGAACCCGAAGUCCGUCCUGUUGCUGACUUCUUUGUGCAAAGCAAGCUGA